AUGCCUGUUCUUCACGAGUACACUUAUAUCUUCGCCAUCGGCACAUUCUUUGCGCUUCUUGAAGCGUACAACAAUGGUGCCAACGAUGUCGCCAACGCUUGGGCAACCAGUGUUUCGUCUCGUUCGGUCACAUACCGUCAAGCUAUGCUCUUGUGUUUGAUAUUCGAAAUGACGGGUGCGCUCGCUGUCGGUGCAAGAACCGCUUCGACCAUCAAAAACGGAAUCAUUCCCCUCGCCGCGUUCCAGGGUAACGCUCCUGUACAACUUCUCGCCUUCACUUGUGCUGCGGCAGGUGCAUCUAUCUGGGUCAUGUGGUGCACACGACACAACGCUCACGUCUCGUCCACCUACUCGCUCGUCUCGUCGAUCGCUGGUGUUGGUGUCGCUACUGUUGGCGUCAAGGGUGUUCAAUGGGGAUGGAACGGUGGCCAAGGUCUUGGUGCUAUCUUCGCUGGUCUCGUCAUGGCCCCCUUCAUCUCUGCUGUCUUCGGAGCCACCAUCUUCAUGCUCGUCAAGACUGUCGUCCAUAUGAGAGUCAACCCUGUUCCAUGGGCUGUUUACACCUCGCCCUUCUUCUUCCUCAUCGCCGGUACUGUUUGCACCUUGUCCAUUGUUUACAAGGGCUCUCCCAAGCUCGGUCUCAGUAAGAAGCCGGGAUACUGGAUCGCUGGAGUCUCGGUCGGUUCUGGCUUAGCCCUUGCACUUCUGGCUCUUCUGUUCUUCGUCCCCUAUGUCAACCAGCGUGUCAUUCGCAAGGAUUACACCUUGAAGUGGUACCAUGUCUUCAUGGGACCUCUUCUCCUCUCGCGCAAGGCUCCCGCUGAUGCCGAAUUUGCUAUGGUCCCCAACUACGCUGUCAUUGACCACGACGAUAAGAUCCAGGUCAAGGCCAAGACUUCCGCCCCGCCUUCCAUCGAGAUGACCGGCAAGGGUGGUGAUUCUGAGGUCGCCACUGGCGAGCUUCGUCGCAGAUCCAUCCACGUCUCCGAUGAGGGCAUGAGCAGCACCGCUUCGUCGCCUGAGAUCAUGCCACAACGCAGAAACAGCAUUAACAACGAGAACCCCAGAGAGGCUUACGCCCGCAUGCUCAAGGAGGCUCGUGAGCAGCACCAUGCCGAUCUUCGUCAAGAGCGUGGUCCUAUCGGAUGGGCCAUGCGCACUCUCCAUGAGAACCAGCGCGGUGCCGGUUCCAUCUACGAACUUCACAACUUGAAGGCAAUUCUCAAGUGUAUUCCCGCUGGUAUUGUUGUUUCUCUGAUGUACGGUCUGUACUACGACAUCCACAAGGCCCAGCUUGGUGUUCUCGGCACUCCUGAGGGCAAGCGCAUGGCUCGUGUUUACGCACACGCGCCCCGCUACGCCAACGAAGUCGAAUAUCUUUACUCGUUCGUCCAGGUCAUCACCGCCUGUACCGCGUCCUUCGCUCACGGUGCCAAUGAUGUCGGCAACGCUGUCGGUGUUUGGGCUGCCAUGUACGCUGCCUGGUCGACUGGUUCCUCCAUUAAGGCCAAGGAAGCAGUGCCAUUGUGGCAAAUCGCAGUCAUGGCCCUCACCAUCUGUAUCGGCUUCAUCACAUACGGUUACAACAUCAUGAAGGUCAUGGGUAACAAGAUCACCUACCACUCACCUUCUCGUGGUUCCUCCAUGGAGAUGGGUGCUGCUAUCACUAUCCUCAUCUUCUCGCAGUACAAGUUGCCCGUCUCUACCUCCAUGUGCAUCACUGGAGCAACUGUUGGUGUCGGACUCUGCAACGGCACUUUCAAGGCCGUCAAUUGGAGUCGUGUUGGUCUGUUGAUGUUCUCUUGGAUCAUGACCAUCCCCAUCGCUGGUCUCAUCGGUGGUCUUACUAUGGGUAUUCUCCUCAACGCCCCCAGCUUUUAA
Messenger RNA from Aureobasidium namibiae CBS 147.97, 1881 nucleotides. Its product is annotated as putative sodium/phosphate symporter. The coding region runs from base 1 to 1881 and encodes 626 amino acids. Lineage: Eukaryota; Fungi; Ascomycota; Dothideomycetes; Dothideales; Saccotheciaceae. Gene Ontology annotation, biological process: phosphate ion transmembrane transport. The transcript is spliced from 6 exons. The record is from RefSeq and is a predicted model, not a curated record. Gene Ontology annotation, cellular component: membrane.